AAGGUGCAGAUAAUGCUGCUGUCGUGCUGGUUGCCAACCGCCAUUAAAAACGAAGAAGAAGGAAAAUGGAAAUAGGAAUCUUAAAGGAAGGCUCAAUGAUUUAAGCUCCGUGUUUAUGGAUGUAGGAUCAUUCCGGAAGAGUGAUGUCACUUACAUAAAAUGCCUGAUGUCCCAUUUUUAGAUGGGAAAAUUGUCUUCAGUUGAAAGUGCAGAUAUUUCUGGGACAGUGCGGUAAGAUCAGCACUGACCCGAUGAGCCAGGCUCUCGUCUGUCUGAUGAUGAAACACAGGUCCGCCAUCUUUUUCCUCCUCAGUUUUUUCCAACAUUCCUAAAAAAAUAUUGUCUCUGCAUCUAACAUCUGAGAUGAGAUUUAUUGGCGAGUACCUUUGAAGCAAUUUUUAAAGAAAUCCGUUUCAUUUUGACACAUCUUCAGUGACUGAUCACCCCACCAUCGCUCAGCACGAGCAGUAACCUGCAAUUUAGCCAGUUGUACAGUUUCAUAUGAGGAGUGCUCUGAAUCUCUGGAAGGCCUUUGUGGUUUGUCCUCAUUCUCUUGAUUUUCUUGGCAGUUCAGCCAGAGAACUCGAUGAACUCUCGAUUACGCUCCUCUGUCUCUGAUGAGGAAAAGAAUCCCUCCCACCUUCUUACAUCAAGACCCCUGUUCCAAAAUCAGUGAAAGAUCUAUUAUUGCUCCAGCAGAUCUGAUGCGUGAUUCUAACCCUGUCACUCAGUCAAUGAACUGCCGCCUUUGUCACUCCUGUCACCAACUGUGCAUUCAUGAUGCUCCGUAGCACCCGAUUUCCUUCUCAACGUCUUCUCUGCUCUGGAUAAAAAAACUUCUAUUUCACGUAAAUCCUCUAUUGUUUUACCAUCUUGUCAUGCGUCAGCACCAAUUAACCAAGUCCAACUUCGUGGAGUAGUCACUGAUCUCGGCGAAUGAGACCGCCCUGAUCUCCCCAAGCUCACACUCCUUCACAAGCGUGUCUGAUUGUCUCCACAUUUUCAGGGCCUUCACCUCACAAAAGAAUGCCUCAGAGACUCCAGCGAAAUGACGUUAGAAGAAGGAAUGACAACCAUGCAGAAGGAGCCACACCAGUGUUUUAAAUCUUUUAGCGUGGCAAGGCUGAGGAAGGGAAAAACGAUGGGCUGUAUCAAGAGCAAAGAGGACAAAGGACCUUGUCUGAAGUAUCAGCCAGAGAAUUCUCUGGUGGCAGACCACAACACCGCCGCCACCACACCUCACAUAGGUCACUACGGGCCAGACCCCACCCAGCUGCAGCAGAAUCAGCCUCCCUCAUCCACAUCUGGUUCUGGGGCUGCAAACUUUAACCACAGCCUCACACCGUUUGGUGGAUCCUCAUCCGCCAUAACUCCCUUUGGAGGGAUGUCUUCCUCCUUCUCUGGUCCAGUGUCCAACUCCUUCUCUGGUGCUGUCUCAAGUGGUGUUACAUUCUUUGUGGCCUUGUAUGACUAUGAAGCCAGAACAUCAGAUGAUCUGACGUUUAAAAAGGGAGAUCGCUUCCAGAUCAUCAACAAUACAGAAGGAGACUGGUGGGAAGCUCGCUCCAUCAACACGGGGAAGACAGGCUACAUCCCAAGCAAUUAUGUGGCCCCUGCCGACUCCAUCCAAGCUGAAGAGUGGUAUUUUGGUAAAAUGGGCCGCAAAGACGCUGAGCGGUUGCUGUUGAAUACAGGGAACCAUCGGGGAACCUUCUUGGUGCGAGAAAGUGAAACUACUAAAGGUGCUUAUUCUCUCUCCAUACGAGACUGGGAUGAAGCCAAAGGAGACAAUGUGAAACACUACAAGAUCCGCAAGCUUGACAAUGGGGGCUACUACAUCACCACACGAGCACAGUUUGACACAUUACAGAAGCUUGUCAAACACUAUUCAGAGCAUGCCGACGGGCUUUGCCACAGGCUGACCACAGUUUGCCCCACGGUCAAGCCUCAGACGCAGGGGCUGGCUAAAGAUGCCUGGGAGAUUCCCCGGGAGUCCCUGCGACUGGAGCUCAAACUGGGCCAGGGAUGCUUCGGAGAGGUCUGGAUGGGCACGUGGAAUGGCACCACUAAAGUGGCCAUAAAGACACUGAAGCCUGGAACCAUGUCCCCUGAGGCUUUCCUUCAAGAGGCUCAGAUCAUGAAGAAGCUCCGACACGACAAACUGGUGCCUCUCUAUGCAGUGGUGUCUGAGGAACCCAUCUACAUUGUCACAGAGUACAUGGCAAGAGGAAGCUUGCUUGACUUCCUCAAAGAGGGUGAUGGCAAAUUCUUGAAGCUCGUCCUGCUGGUGGACAUGGCUGCAAAGAUCGCUGACGGCAUGGCUUUCAUCGAGGGUAUGAACUACAUCCACAGGGACCUGCGUGCUGCCAACAUCCUCGUGGGCGACAACCUGGUGUGCAAGAUCGCAGACUUUGGUCUGGCCAGGCUGAUAGAGGACAAUGAGUACACAGCCAGGCAAGGAGCCAAGUUUCCUAUUAAAUGGACGGCCCCCGAGGCUGCACUGUACGGCCGCUUCACAAUCAAGUCCGACGUCUGGUCCUUCGGCAUCUUACUCACCGAGCUCGUCACCAAAGGCAGAGUUCCCUACCCAGGUAUGGUGAACCGUGAGGUACUGGAGCAGGUGGAGCGUGGCUACCGUAUGCCCUGUCCCCAAGGGUGCCCCGAGUCCCUGCAUGAGAUGAUGAAGCUCUGCUGGAAGAAGGAGCCGGACGAGAGGCCCACUUUCGAGUACCUCCAGUCCUUCCUGGAGGACUAUUUCACCUCCACAGAGCCACAGUAUCAGCCAGGAGAGAACUUGUAGCUGCACUGUGCCGUUCUGGAAGGAGACUCAUUUGAAGGCGGGAGCUAAAACGUUUUACUCCGUUAGAAGUCGACUGGAAACUGAGAGGAUCAGCCACAUGAACCACUACUUGCUCAACCUUUUCCUUAUUAUUUUUAUUUUUUUAACAUUUUGUUGUAUUUUCAUAUUAUUUGGUUUUCAUUCAAGGUACAACACAAGUCUUAGCUGUGGGAAUUUAGGAUUUGGAUUAUUUCAUCAUGAUCAUUAUCAUCACACUGGGGAUAUGGACACACGUUCAUUUCAGCAAUGUUUUACAUACGCAGCUCAUGAACAUAGUAUUAUAAGCUGUGACAGAGCCUCACAAAAGUAUUAUUGCGAGCAGCAGGCCUUUGGAGUGUUUUAAUAUCCACAUCUCACACAUAUCUGUUUCUGUCUCUAUGGUAGAUUAGUUUACGAUGUCCAAAAUGAAUGAAUCGUUUACAGAGAUCAUAUAUAUGAGAAGCUCUCAGGGGGGUGGUGGUCAUUAUCACACAAUCCCACACAUCUUAACUUUAUUUACAUUUCAUCAGUGACAAUACAAUUUCUUUCUUAGAUCAGAAAUUUGACUAGAGGAAGAUUGUCACCCUCUUCUUCCUCUCUGAUCUUUGUCUUUUUAAAUGUUAUUUCUUCCUUCAAGAAUUUAUUCAUACCAUGUAGACAUCGUGUUAUAGCUUCAUUUGAAGUUCUUCCUUACUGUCCAUCAUCAUCCAGAAAUGUCUGCUAUGAUGUUUUUAUUUUUUUAUUUUUAUAACGGUUGUAUAAUGUCACUGCAGGGACACAAUUACAUAAGAUCAGUGUGUAUAAUGUUGGGUUUUACAGCAGAAUAACAGUUAAACAAUAAUGAAACUCGUGGACUUGUGACUUGACACUUCACAUAUGGAAGCACUGCCAGUGGAGCAUUUAGUGGAAUUUUACUGUCUUGAAGAACUAUUUUUUGAAGGCAGACAUCCUGAAGAAAUAGCCUCUAAGUUGUUUGGAAACGAAUGUCUUAUUUCAUACAAUGUAGCUGCUGAAGAAUUAUGAGACUCUUGUGUUCAUGUGUCCAAGGUGGCUCUGCAGAAACUCUCUGUAUGGCAGUGAUUACUUUUUUUUUGUUUGAUUCAUUGAUUUUCUAUUUGCAUUUUGUUCCUGUAUUUACGCACCAGGACGAUAUCACAAUGGAAUGACAACUGAGCUUGUAAAAGGGCUUUGUAUAUUUAAAAAAACUCAUUUUAUAUAUCAUUAUCAUAAUAAUAAUUAUUAUUAUUAUAAUUAAUAAUAAUAAUAAUAAUAAUAAUGGGCAAGAUGCGUAUAAUAUUUGGUGGGCAGUGAGUGGAGACUGGUGUGGGGUAUUUGUACAAUAAAAAUGUGAUUUUA
Messenger RNA from Scophthalmus maximus (turbot), 4174 nucleotides. Its product is annotated as tyrosine-protein kinase yes-like. Gene Ontology annotation, molecular function: ATP binding; signaling receptor binding; non-membrane spanning protein tyrosine kinase activity. Gene Ontology annotation, cellular component: extrinsic component of cytoplasmic side of plasma membrane. The transcript has 12 exons. Lineage: Eukaryota; Metazoa; Chordata; Actinopteri; Pleuronectiformes; Scophthalmidae. Gene Ontology annotation, biological process: innate immune response; cell surface receptor protein tyrosine kinase signaling pathway; protein phosphorylation. The record is from RefSeq and is a predicted model, not a curated record. The coding region runs from base 1049 to 2800 and encodes 583 amino acids.